Molecule: messenger RNA, 213 nt
Organism: Dentiscutata heterogama
Lineage: Eukaryota; Fungi; Glomeromycota; Glomeromycetes; Diversisporales; Gigasporaceae
Source: the annotation of a GenBank genome assembly
GUUGAAAAUAGUAGAAUGGACAGAUAUAUAAACACAAGGAGUCAAAGAUAUUCACCAUAUCCUACUUCACUCCAUGAUAAUGCUAAUAUAAACAACCCUGGUAUAAAAAAUUCUGAGCAAAAUAUUAGCAUUCUCCUGCCUCCAAUUGAAACAUUAUCUCUCCAACCACCACCUUACUCACAGGCCACAAAUGAAGCACAAAAUAAUAAUUAG